AUGUAUAACAUUAAACUUCGUUCUUCAAAUUGCUCACGCUGCUACACUGCUAAACUAACUCUAGAUUCUUUCUUGCAAGACUUCACUAACCUAAAAGCCUCAUUUUGUAAACCUAAUAAUUUUUCUAAUAUUUGUAAUAAUAACUUGUGUGAUAAUACCCUUAAUUCUAACCUUAAAAUAUUCUAUCAAAAUGUUCGUGGCCUUAAAACAAAAUUAGUUAGCCUCAGAUGUUCUUUCCCCAUGUUUCACUUUUAUGAUAUCAUUAUCCUCACAGAAACCUGGCUGACUUCUGACAUAAAUGACAGUGAACUUGGUUUCGCUGGCUUUCAAGUAAUAAGACUUGAUAGAAACCAUAAUAACAGCACUUCUACCCGAGGUGGCGGAGUUCUAAUUGCUAUCAAGAAUACCCGUUCCUUUCAACCUAUUUCACUAACCGUAUCUAAUGUUGAACAAGUAUUUGUAUUAUUGUCACUAAACUGUGGCCACUUAUUGGUAGGAGGUGUAUACUUACCCCCUCGAUCACCCCUUUCUGUAGUUGAAUCCCAUACCACUUCUGUUGAACACAUCAUUUCCUCUUAUAAACCAAAUUCCCUAGUCAUAUGUGGUGAUUACAAUCUCCCUAAUAUCAACUGGUCUUCUGAUGAAUUAGGAUUAAUCGGGACUAAUGAUCCCAGUAUAAUUUCCACAACUAUUAUUGAUUCUUUUUCUUACCUUAAUUUUUUCCAGCAUAAUUUCUUCCAAUUUCCAAUCUUUCCAAUUUCAAUCCAGGACGUUUUGACCAGCUUCAUUGAGUGGCAAAAUGGGGAAGGGGCUCUAGAGGGGCACGAAACCCCAUGCCACUUGCUCUUUCAUUCUGUACAAUCGGAAACUGUAAUAAUAGAUACCUUAACCGCAAUAUUAUUUAAAGUAAUAGUAAAUUAA
Messenger RNA from Macrosiphum euphorbiae (potato aphid), 921 nucleotides. The record is from the annotation of a GenBank genome assembly. Lineage: Eukaryota; Metazoa; Arthropoda; Insecta; Hemiptera; Aphididae.